UCCGCCGCCCGUCGGCCGUCACGUGCCGGAGCGUCCCGGGCGCCUGGCUGUGGGCGGCGGGGCAUGGACCCUCGGGCGGCCAGCGGGCAGGGGUCUGGCGAGCCAAGUGCGCGGGAGGUCCCCAGCGCGGAGGCUGGCUUUGCCGCAGCUGACCUCUCCGGUCAGGAGACGGAGACUGAGAUGGCCAUGGACCGACUAGCCAGUGGCGCCCAGAGCAUCUCUAGUGACAUUCCUACCCGUGAGGAGGGCCCAGGUUUGGAAGAGGAAGACUUUGCUGUGGAGGAAAAAGAAGCCGAUGGGGAACUAUAUGGCUGGGAGCUGUCAGAAGGACCACCCAUGGAGCAGGCUGCCGAUCUUUUUAGCGAGGACUGGGACUUGGAGCUGAAAGCAGACCAAGGGAAUCCUUACGAUGCCGAUGACAUCCAGGGGAGCAUUUCUCAAGAGAUUAAACCCUGGGUGUGCUGUGCCCCACAAGGAGACAUGAUGUAUGACCGUUGGCACCAUCCACCUCCACUGAUACCACAUUAUUCUAAGAUGGUCUUUGAAACAGGACAGUUUGAUGAUGCUGAGGACUAAAGGUGUCACUUUCUGCCUUGUGGGAGCUCUCGUGUUCUCCAGAUCAAGGGUUGUUGCCUGUGUUUUCAGUGAAAUGUCCUAUCCCAGGCAAUGUUCCCGUGGCCUUCAGUAUGGGCCACAGACAGGCUAACUGGGUCCUGCUGCUGCCCCGUUUUGUUGUCACUGCUGUUGUUGCUGUUGUUAGUGGACUCUUUGUCUGUCAGAGUUGUGUUCUUUAUAAUAAAGAAGGGA
Peromyscus eremicus (cactus mouse) is the source of this 807-nucleotide messenger RNA. It is a transcript of the gene Coprs, whose product is annotated as coordinator of PRMT5 and differentiation stimulator. NCBI's taxonomy places the organism in Eukaryota, Metazoa, Chordata, Mammalia, Rodentia, Cricetidae. Gene Ontology annotation, cellular component: nucleus. The record is from RefSeq and is a predicted model, not a curated record. Gene Ontology annotation, molecular function: histone binding.